AUGGGGAUCCUUUUUUCCAGACUCUUUAGUUCGAUUUGGGGAGAACGGGAGUUUAGGGUUUUGAUUCUCGGUCUCGAUGGUGCAGGCAAAACAACUAUUCUGUACAAGCUUCAGUUGGGUGAAAUCCUGUCUACCAUUCCGACGAUUGGAUUUAACAUGGAGACUCUUUCGUAUAAAAAUCUAAAGUUCCAAGGUAACCAACAUCCCAAGUAUGGGAUUUGGGGGGACAAUCCACAAUCAGGCAUGAGCAUGGUUCUAAAAUUCACCUAUAGACCAUAUUGGAAGUGCUAUUUUUCAGAAACGGAUGCAAUUAUUUAUGUAGUGGACGCGGCUGAUGUUGACCGCGUAUCUAUAUCGAAAGCAGAGUUAGCUCUUGUGCUUGAAGAGGAGGACUUGAAAGGAUGUGCUCUUCUGGUCCUUGCAAACAAGCAACAGGACCUUCCAGGAGCCUUGAAUUCUCAGGAGCUAACAAAGGCUCUUGGACUUUCCGCUGUUCGAGAAAGAUUAUAUGCAGUUUUUAACGCCUCUGCAAUUCAAGGGCAAGGUCUAUUUGAAGGCCUUGAUUGGCUAGUGACAGCUGUUCAGAAGCCAAAAGGGUCAAGUUCGCAUGAUGGUGGCGGGGAGGAGCUUCUAUGA
Messenger RNA from Mitosporidium daphniae, 636 nucleotides. RefSeq names its product ADP-ribosylation factor-like protein 1. The record is from RefSeq and is a predicted model, not a curated record. Gene Ontology annotation, cellular component: Golgi apparatus; cytoplasm. The transcript has 6 exons. Gene Ontology annotation, molecular function: GTPase activity; GTP binding. Lineage: Eukaryota; Fungi; Microsporidia. Gene Ontology annotation, biological process: vesicle-mediated transport; intracellular protein transport. Bases 1 to 636 code for a protein of 211 amino acids.